Messenger RNA from Trematomus bernacchii (emerald rockcod), 2683 nucleotides. It is a transcript of the gene gxylt1b, whose product is annotated as glucoside xylosyltransferase 1b. The record is from RefSeq and is a predicted model, not a curated record. Gene Ontology annotation, molecular function: UDP-xylosyltransferase activity. The transcript is spliced from 7 exons. Gene Ontology annotation, biological process: protein O-linked glycosylation via N-acetylgalactosamine. The coding region runs from base 178 to 1464 and encodes 428 amino acids. NCBI's taxonomy places the organism in Eukaryota, Metazoa, Chordata, Actinopteri, Perciformes, Nototheniidae.
GCUGCAGAUUUUUAACAUGACCACCAGGGAACAGUGUUUCAACGGCUGAUGAGAGCUUUAUUUUUUAAACGUCAACCGGAAGUGUGUUGUCACUGCGUCUAGCUUCGCAGUUAUUAUUUCACACUAGUUAGUUCUGUGUCAUGACUUUAGCUCCGAGUUGCGUUUUAAAACUCCAAAAUGCGGCGCUACAUUCGUGCACUAAUGCUGUGCACAGUGUUUGCCGUGUUUUCGGGUGUGUAUGUUUACAGUAAACUGUUUUACUCGGACUUGUCGCUCGGUGGAAACGGACCGAGAGGUUUCAUCCCACAGAGAGUCCCCGGAAUCAGGCGAGGAGCCGUGGACAAAACCGGGCCCCAAAGCCCACACUGGUACAAUAGGUACAUCAUGCGUCAGCGGGGUCAGGUGGAGGCAGGGGGGGGCAGCGUCCAGCCUGAAGCCCCCAUGCACCUGGCUGUGGUGGCCUGUGGGGAGAGGCUGGAGGAGACCCUCACCAUGAUCAAGUCCGCUGUGCUCUUCAGCAUCAAACACCUCCAGCUGCACAUCUUCGCUGAGGAUCAGCUGCACACCAGUUUCAUGGAAGCUCUGGGGUCAUGGCCAGGUUUCAUUCGCUCCAGGUUCAACUACACAGUGUACUCCAUCAGCUUCCCCAGUGAGAACGCAGCCGAGUGGAAGAAGCUCUUCAAACCCUGCGCUUCCCAGAGGCUCUUCUUACCUCUGAUCCUAAAGGACAUAGACUCCGUGGUGUACGUGGACUCGGACAUCCUCUUCCUGCAGCCCGUAGACCGCCUUUGGGCCUUCCUGACCCGCUUUAACUCCUCCCAGCUGGCUGCCAUGGCCCCUGAGCACGAGGAGCCCCGCAUCGCCUGGUACAACCGCUUCGCCCGCCACCCCUACUACGGCAAGACGGGCAUCAACUCAGGGGUCAUGCUCAUGAACAUGACCAGGAUGAGGAGCAUGUUCUUCAAGAAUGACAUGACGUCUGUGGGGCUGCGCUGGGAGGAGCUGCUGAUGCCUCUACUCCAGAAAUACAAACUCAACAUUACCUGGGGGGACCAGGACCUUCUCAAUAUCAUUUUCCACCACAACCCUGAGUGUUUGCUGGAGUUUCCCUGCAUGUGGAAUUACCGCCCAGAUCACUGUAUCUAUGGCAGUAACUGUGCGUCAGCUGAAGAGGAUGGUAUCAACAUACUGCACGGAAACAGAGGGGUGUACCACGACCACAAGCAACCUGCCUUCAGGGCCGUUUACGAAGCCAUACGAAAGUUCACUGGACAGAUCAUCUCAUCCACUUCUUGUUCAUCUGCAGCAGAUCCUCAGGCUAUCUGUGAAGUGUUGGGAGGGAAUAACAACAGACAGGACAGUACUACAUUGGCAGCUAAAAAAAAGCAUGAGAGCAAAAGAACGUGUGAUAGUGACAGCAAGUCAUUCAUGAAUUUAUUUUCCGUUCCUUUUCAUGUUUAUUAAAGUUGACGUCCUAUCUGAGUUAAAACGCUACAAGCUAGCUUUCUGUUCACCAAAAUCACAAAACCAGCCACUUGGAAUAUUAGUAAAAGUGUCCGACACAUCACUUCAAAUCAUAUAUAUGAAACUUAAAGGUAUAGUCAUGCCCCCACAAUAUAAAACUGAUGAAUGUCAUAGAUGUUGUGUAAACUGAUGAAUUUUGUUUGUCCAUUUGUCCAAAACCUGAACACAUUCUUGUUACAAUAAUGCAAAUUGGAGAAAAAAAACGCAAAUAGAAAAACGUAAAAGGCGGGGACAAGCCGACUUAUGGCAUAUUUGCCUAAAAUAUGUUUAAUUAUUACGUUUUUAUCAGAAAAGUUGUUUAUGUUUAGCACUUUCCCCCUAUAAGGUCAUUAUUCCACCUCUUAAGUUGAGUUGUUUAUAUAUUAGCUGAGACAAGUCCUAAAUCAGUGUCCAUUCUCUUGUUUCUUCAAACAAAGAGAUGGGGAUAUAAGCAGCUCCUCCCUGUCUGUCUGCCUGUCUGUCUCACACAGACCUCAGCGGGCCGUCCCUCAUAAACCCUCCUCCCUUCCCUCGAUGGAAAAAAGCUGAGCCCAGGAAACCGCAGUUAAUUUUUACAGCCGAUGGUGCGUUUAGAGUCUGAGGCUGCACACCGACAGCGCCCCAUCAGCCGCACAAAAUCAAUACAGCAACUGUAAAUGCAACUUUAUGACCAGCCCGUGUGUGUGUGUGUGUGUGUGUGUGUGUGUGUGUGUGCGAAAGUAUCUGCUCAUAAAAACACAAUUUUCUUUGUGACCCAAUAUCAGAGAGCUAACCACAAGCAAAUGAGCCGGCAUAAAGAAUGGUAAUUCCCCUUUGAUUUCCUCGGAGCGCUGUAAAGGCUCCUUCAUUAUCGAGAAGACGUGAACCCCCUCCUGUAAUCCCCGGGUAUCACUGGACGCUAAGCCUAUAGCAUAAAAAGUGACUCCAACAGUCGGACGCUUUAUGUUCCCCCCCGGUCUGAGCGAUCAGUUUAAUCUGGAAUCUACUAUGAGAUCAGCAUGGCUUGCAGAUUUGUAAUCUAUCCACGGACAAGCACAAAUGCUGCCCAAAGCAACUCUGAUCAAUUCCUGGAGAACAAGAGGAGGUUGAGAGAAGUCCUCAGGGGAGAAAGGAUGAGGAAUCUUAAUUGGAAAAGUCUCCUUACCAUUUUAGGAUGAGAGCUACUUUCAAAAAAUCAAAC